Messenger RNA from Apis cerana (Asiatic honeybee), 339 nucleotides. Its product is annotated as cysteine-rich DPF motif domain-containing protein 1. NCBI's taxonomy places the organism in Eukaryota, Metazoa, Arthropoda, Insecta, Hymenoptera, Apidae. The record is from RefSeq and is a predicted model, not a curated record.
AUGGAACCUAUUGCUAGCACAUCUACGGAAGAAAUUCGUAUCAUUGAGCAAAAUCAAGAUUUAACAUCCACAGUUCAGAACUCUAAAGAAACCAUAACUGGAAUAUUUAAAUGUUCUUAUUGUUCAUUAGAAGAACGAUUUGAUUUCAAAGGCAUUAAAGCACCAUUUGCACGACAAUUAACAUAUUUAGAAGAAUGUUAUAUCAUGAAAGAUCCUUUUAGUUUACCAAACAAAGGAGAAGUUUUAGUAUUAGGUGCCGAUUGUAAUUUUUGUAAGAAAUCUGUAUGUCUAGGAUGCAAUAAUGCUAUUGUAACUUAUCAUUGUUAUAAGUUACAAUGA